Molecule: messenger RNA, 1573 nt
Organism: Rhododendron vialii
Lineage: Eukaryota; Viridiplantae; Streptophyta; Magnoliopsida; Ericales; Ericaceae
Product: uridylate kinase PUMPKIN, chloroplastic-like
Exons: 7
Coding region: 239-1225 (328 amino acids)
Biological process (GO): UDP biosynthetic process
Cellular component (GO): cytoplasm
Molecular function (GO): UMP kinase activity
Source: RefSeq, a predicted model, not a curated record
UAUUAAACGGUCCCGAAUAGAUUUAUGUCCGAAUUUGUGUUUUAAAAUUAUCUAGGUAGAGUUGCUCAAAUUCUAUUUCCCUCAAGCCCAAUAUUUGUCCUUUGAAAUUCCUCACGAAGCCAUAAACCAGAGCGCACCCCAUUGAAAAUCUUGGUCGUAAAAUCGAUAAACAAUCCACGCCGAGUUUAUUGUUCAAUCUGAGACAACCCAUCAUCCCUUUUCGUAUUUCCAUUUCCCGAUGGCAUUCUCUACCUCCUUUAGCCCCCCCAUUGUUCCUUUCAACACAAAAUCUUUUCAGCCAUUUUCACCUUCUCUGUGUUUCUUGAAACCCCUUGACCAGAAUGUACCUUUGAUGAGCUAUAAGCGCUCAUGUGGAUGUAUGGGGAUACACUGUUCUUCGGAAGUGGGUCCUCCCUCUGACCCCAUGAAUGGCAGACAACAUCAAAUACCUCACAUGGCUCCUUUUAAUAUGACAAUGAGAGAAGUUGCCUUGUCCCAAUCCCAAUCAUCUUAUAAAUGGCGUAGGGUAUUGCUUAAAGUAAGCGGGGAAGCCCUUGCUGGAGAUCAAGAACAGAACAUCGACCCAAAGGUUACAAUGGCUAUUGCAAGGGAGGUUGCAGCUGUAACUCGGCUUGGCAUUGAGGUGGCAAUUGUUGUUGGUGGGGGAAAUAUCUUCCGUGGGGCUUCUUGGGCAGGAAGUAGUGGUCUCGACCGCUCAUCUGCUGAUUACAUUGGGAUGUUGGCUACCGUUAUGAAUGCCAUAUUUCUGCAAGCAACUAUGGAGAGCAUUGGCAUCCCGACACGAGUCCAGACUGCGUUUCGCAUGUCUGAAGUUGCUGAACCAUAUAUACGUAGACGUGCCAUUAGGCAUUUAGAGAAAGGAAGGGUUGUGAUUUUUGCUGCUGGAACUGGUAACCCAUUCUUCACAACAGACACUGCUGCAGCCCUUCGUUGUGCGGAGAUUAAUGCAGAGGUGAUGCUGAAAGCUACAAAUGUCGAUGGGGUCUACAGUGAUAAUCCCAAACAUAAUCCGAAUGCUACCCUUCUUGAAACCAUAACUUAUCAAGAUGUGAUGUCAAGGGACCUUUCAGUGAUGGACAUGACUGCCAUUACAUUGUGCCAUGAGAACAAAAUUCCCGUUGUCGUCUUCAACCUUAACGAACCGGGUAACAUCUCAAAAGCCAUUAUUGGAGAAAGAGUUGGGACGUUGAUCGGAGGGAUGUGAGAAAUUCUGCACUAGAAAGGAUUCUGCACUAGAAAGGGGACAAAGAGAACAUGCUUUAUUAUUUUUAAUUACUGCUAUUGUUUUGGCCUCCCUCUUCGUGGAGAAUUGUGAAAUUUGAGAGCGAUUCAGUUUUGAUACGUGUAUUAAGUUAGGAAUCUGGGAGUGUACUGUUCUUGAGCAUUCAUGGUCACUCGAAGAUAUGAAUAUCAACAGUUGCUUUGAACACAUUUUGUCUUCCUGAAUUAGUUGAGUUCAGAUACGAAAAAAUAUUGGGUCUAAAAUUGUACUAUAAUUUGAGCAUAAGCUUUUUAUGAGAAUUUUUAUGAGGUUAUACGAGUUUGUUAAAAA